UCUCUGGAGUGAGGCGAGAGCCCCGCACAGAGCGAGCGAGACAGCGAGCUGAGCUCCGGGCGCUACCGCCACCGCAGCGGAGAGCGUGAGAGCGAGGGAGCAUCUGAGAGACCCAGCCCCCGUGCACUGGCCACCGCCGAGACCUUCGUCCUGACCUGGACCAGCGGGAGCCGCGGCCACCCCACUUCUCCCCCCCUCACCUUCCCGGCCGGCAGUGGCGGCUGCACACGCCGGAGCCCAAGCCGGAGCCGGCGGCUGGGGGGCAGGGAGGCGGCUACCUCGGGCCGGGACUAGUCAGCUUCUCCGCGGUGAGAAGACGCUGAGGAGGGGCCGAAGCUUCUGUCUCGUCCCGGAGCGCGGGGCGAGGGACCCCCAACGUGUAGGGAGGGGGUCCCAGCCGCAGCGACACAUGCGGGAGCCGGGAGCGGGGGCGGCGCCGAGCGGAGCCGGCCGGGUCCCCCACCACGCCGCUGCCUCGGCCACCCGCCCGGGGCCGUAGCAUCUUGCCCCGGAGUGUAUGAGCCGGGGACCCAAGCUCAGCAACCACCCCCCGGCCGGGGGGGCGGGGACCCCGAUGUGAAGCGGCGGCCCCGGCGGCGGGGAGAGCAGGACCGGCGCCGCCGUCCCUUCCUUACCUUCCCCCCCCCCUCAGCCCCCUCGCGGGGGAGGGGGUCUUCUCCCCUGGCCAGUCGCCGGCCCCCCGGCUCCUCGGCAGAACUCCGGGAGGAGUUCUUAGAGCCCCCUCCCCCGCCCCAGCCCCGAGGGCGGGGGGGACCCGGGGGGCCGGCUGCAGCCUCAGCCCAGAGGAAAACUUUGUAAGAGCAAAAUCUGGAGCCUCCCAGACGUGACUGUCCCGGGAGAAGUGGCCCAGGGCGGGCAGAAGACACAGCCUGAAGAGACCCAGGAAGAGGAAAAGAGGAGGUAAGCGGGGCCGCUGCCGCCUCCUCUGCUCCGGCAGCGCGGAAGAGACCCGGGUGACCGCCUGGCUUAGAGACACAAGCACCGCUUCUUCCUCAGUAACGUGCCGGAGCCUUCCGCAGCUGCCGCCUCAGAGCGAAGGAGGAAGGGAACCAACCCACUUUCUCAGCGCCACGGCUCUUCCCUAAAGUGAUUACUUCCUUAGGAUAGAUUGCCAGAAGUGGAGUUACUGGGUCAGAGGAAUGUGAAAUCCUUUGCAUCUUCUGAUAGUCUAGCUAAGGUCCAAGAAGUAGCAAGCUGGCUUUUGGAAAUGAAUCAGGAACUGCUCUCUGUGGGCAGCAAAAGACGACGAACUGGAGGUUCUCUGAGAGGUAACCCUUCCUCAAGCCAGGCAGAUGAGGAACAGAUGAAUCGUGUGGUUGAGGAGGAACAGCAGCAGCAGCAGCAACAGCUCAGACAACAAGAGGAGGGGCACACUGCAAGGAAUGGUGAGGUCGUCGGAGCAGAACCUAGACCUGGAGACCAAAAUGAUUCCCAGCAAGGACAGUUGGAAGAAAACAAUAAUCGAUUCAUUUCGGUAGAUGAGGACUCCUCGGGAAACCAAGAAGAGCAAGAAGAAGAUGAAGAACAUGCUGGUGAACAAGAUGAGGAGGAUGAAGAGGAAGAGGAAAUGGACCAGGAGAGUGAUGAUUUUGAUCAAUCUGAUGACAGUAGCAGGGAAGAUGAACAUACACAUAGUAACAGUGUCACAAACUCCACUAGUAUCGUGGACCUGCCUAUUCACCAGCUCUCCUCCCCAUUCUAUACAAAGACAACAAAAAUGAAAAGAAAAUUAGACCAUGGUUCUGAGGUCCGCUCUUUUUCUUUGGGAAAGAAACCAUGCAAAGUCUCAGAAUAUACAAGCACCACUGGGCUUGUACCAUGUUCAGCAACACCAACAACUUUUGGAGACCUGAGAGCAGCCAAUGGCCAAGGGCAACAACGACGCCGAAUUACAUCUGUCCAACCACCUACAGGCCUCCAGGAAUGGCUGAAAAUGUUUCAGAGCUGGAGUGGACCAGAGAAAUUGCUUGCUUUAGAUGAGCUUAUUGAUAGUUGUGAACCAACCCAAGUGAAACAUAUGAUGCAAGUGAUAGAACCCCAGUUUCAACGAGACUUCAUUUCCUUGCUCCCUAAAGAGCUGGCACUUUAUGUGCUUUCAUUCCUGGAACCCAAAGACCUGCUACAAGCGGCUCAGACGUGUCGCUACUGGAGAAUUUUGGCUGAAGACAACCUUCUCUGGAGAGAGAAAUGCAAAGAAGAGGGUAUCGAUGAACCAUUGCACAUCAAGAGAAGAAAAGUCAUAAAACCAGGUUUCAUACACAGUCCAUGGAAAAGUGCAUAUAUCAGGCAGCACAGAAUUGAUACUAACUGGAGGCGAGGAGAACUCAAAUCUCCUAAGGUUCUGAAAGGACAUGAUGAUCAUGUGAUCACAUGCUUGCAGUUUUGUGGUAACCGAAUAGUUAGUGGUUCUGAUGACAACACUUUAAAAGUUUGGUCAGCAGUCACAGGCAAAUGUCUGAGAACAUUAGUGGGACACACAGGUGGAGUGUGGUCAUCACAGAUGAGAGACAAUAUCAUCAUUAGUGGAUCUACAGAUCGGACUCUAAAAGUGUGGAAUGCAGAGACUGGAGAAUGUAUACAUACCUUAUAUGGGCAUACUUCCACUGUCCGCUGUAUGCAUCUCCAUGAAAAAAGAGUUGUUAGCGGUUCUCGAGAUGCCACUCUUAGGGUUUGGGAUAUUGAGACAGGCCAGUGUUUACAUGUUUUGAUGGGUCAUGUAGCAGCAGUCCGCUGUGUUCAAUAUGAUGGCAGGAGGGUUGUUAGUGGAGCAUAUGAUUUUAUGGUGAAGGUGUGGGAUCCAGAGACGGAGACCUGUCUACACACGUUGCAGGGGCAUACUAAUAGAGUCUAUUCAUUACAGUUUGAUGGCAUCCAUGUGGUGAGUGGAUCUCUUGAUACAUCAAUCCGAGUGUGGGAUGUGGAGACGGGGAAUUGCAUUCACACGUUAACAGGACACCAAUCGUUAACAAGUGGAAUGGAACUCAAAGACAAUAUUCUUGUCUCUGGGAAUGCAGAUUCUACAGUUAAAAUCUGGGAUAUCAAAACAGGACAGUGUUUACAAACAUUGCAAGGUCCUAACAAGCAUCAGAGUGCUGUGACCUGUUUACAGUUCAACAAGAACUUUGUAAUUACCAGCUCAGAUGAUGGAACUGUAAAACUAUGGGACUUGAAAACGGGUGAAUUUAUUCGAAACCUAGUCACAUUGGAGAGUGGGGGGAGUGGGGGAGUCGUGUGGCGGAUCAGAGCCUCAAACACAAAGCUGGUGUGUGCAGUUGGGAGUCGGAAUGGGACUGAGGAAACCAAGCUGCUGGUGCUGGACUUCGAUGUGGACAUGAAGUGAAGAGCAGAAAAGAAAUUUGUCCAAAUGUGUAGACGAUAUACUCCCUGCCCUUCCCCCUGAAAAACAAACAAAAAACAAAAACAACAGAAGAAAAAAAAGAAAAAAGAAAAAAAAAGAAAAAAAAGAAAAAAGAAAAGAAAAAGAAAAAAAAUCCCUUGUUCUCAGUGGUGCAGGAUGUUGGCUUGGGGCAACAGAGUGAAGAGAUCUACAGACAAGAAGGAAAAGAGGAAGACAUGACAAACCGUAACUGACGAGAGAGGCGUCUGCUGUCUCAGCACAUAAAAGGCUUCACUUUUGACUGAGGGCAGCUUUGCAAAAUGAGACUUUCUAAAUCAAACCAGGUGCAAUUAUUUCUUUAUUUUCUUCUCCAGUGGUCACUGGGCAGUGUUAACGCUGAAGCUUCGUUAAAGAUUCUGUUAGCCUGUCCUUUUACCACUGAGACCUAGGAAGGGGCUGCAAUAACACCCAAACAGGGACUGGCUGACUUUCUCAGUAGAGAGCAUCUGCAACAAAAAGUCAUUUUUCUGGAGUGGAAAAGCUAAAAAAAAAAAAAAAAAAAAAAAAAAAAAAAAUUUACUGUGAAUUGUUUUUGUACAGUUAUCAUGAAAAGCUUUUUUUUUUUUUUGCCAACCAUUGCCAAUGUCAAUCAAUCACAGUAUUAGCCUCUGUUAAUCUAUUUACUGUCGCUUCCACAUACACUCUUCAAUGCAUAUGUUGCUCAAAGGUGGCAAGUUGUCCUGGGUUCCGUGAGUCCUGAGAUGGAUUUAAUUCUUGAUGCUGGUGCUAGAAGUAGGUCUUCAAAUAUGGGAUUGUUGUCCCACCCCUGUACUGUACUCCCAGUGGCCAAACUUAUUUAUGCUGCUAAAUGAAAGAAAGAAAAAAGCAAAUUAUUUUUUUUUAUUUUUUUUCUGCUGUGACGUUUUAGUCCCAGACUGAAUUCCAAAUUUGCUCUAGUUUGGUUACAGAAAAAAGACUUUUUGCCACUGAAACUUGAACCAUCUGUGCCUCUAAGAGGCUGAGAAUGGGAGAGUUUCAGAUAAUAAAGAGUGAAGUUUGCCUGCAAGUAAAGAAUUGAGAGUGUGUGCAAAGCUUAUUUUCUUUUAUCUGGGCAAAAAUUAAAACACAUUCCUUGGAACAGAGAGCUAUUGCCGCCUGUUCUGUGGAGAAACUUUUCUUUUUGAGGGCUGUGGUGAAUGGAUGAACGUACAUAAUAAAACUGACAAAAUAUUUUAAAAAUAUAUAAAACAAAGUUGCUGGUCAGUCUUAGUGUUUUACAGUAUUUGGGAAAACAACUGUUACAGUUUUAUUGCUCUGAGAAACUGACAAAGCAGAAACUACAGUUUUUGUAGUAAAGGCGUCACAUGCAAACAAACGAAAUGAAUGAAAAAGUCAAAUGGUUUGCCUCAUUCUCCAAGAGCCACAACUCAAGCUGAACUGUGAAAGUGGUUUAACACUGUAUCCUAGGUGAUCUUUUUUUCCUCCUCCUGUUUAUUUUUUUUUUGUUUUAUUUAUAGUCUGAUUUAAAACAAUCAGAUUCAAGUUGGUUAAUUUUAGUUAUGUAACAACCUGACAUGAUGGAGGAAAACAACCUUUAAAGGGAUUGUGUCUAUGGUUUGAUUCACUUAGAAAUUUUAUUUUCUUAUAACUUAAGUGCAAUAAAAUGUGUUUUUUCAUGUUA
This is a messenger RNA of Callorhinus ursinus (northern fur seal), 5039 nucleotides long. RefSeq names its product F-box and WD repeat domain containing 7 (gene FBXW7). The record is from RefSeq and is a predicted model, not a curated record. Gene Ontology annotation, biological process: ubiquitin recycling; proteasome-mediated ubiquitin-dependent protein catabolic process. Gene Ontology annotation, molecular function: ubiquitin binding. NCBI's taxonomy places the organism in Eukaryota, Metazoa, Chordata, Mammalia, Carnivora, Otariidae. Gene Ontology annotation, cellular component: cytoplasm; nucleus.